AUGAAAAUUUAAAUCGUCGAUUCUGCUGCCAAGAUUUAUAAAGCCUUUGAUGAAUCAGAUUCCUCGAAAUGUGUCAGAUUUAAAUUCUUCACUAAUUAUAUGCUGGUAGAAAAUUAAAGGCUUAAGAUUUUCGAUUUUUCUGAGACUGUCCUCUAUUACGAAGACCAUAAAAAGUUCAUUAUAGCAAGAAUCAACGAGUUCACUAGUGAAUUGGAAAUUCAUAUUGCUGACAGUAGGGAAAUCAAAGAAAACUUAGAUUCAAUCGACCAGGGCUUGUUGGAAAUUUAAAGCUAAAUGAAGGAAAGUAUCGAAAUGCAGAAAUUCAAAAAAAUUGUCUCAAUUGACCUUAAGGAUGAUCUUUUCAUCAUAGUAAUGACAGAUCGAUUGCUGACAUAUUGUUUGGCCUCAUUGAUUCGAUGUUCAAGUGAAAAAGUUUCUCCUUAAGCAGAAGUAUUAUUCUAUCCCAUUCUUGUUUCUUUUAAACCUUAUGUCUCAGCAUACACAUUUGAUACGCUUUAUCUGUUUUAAAAAAUUGCUAGCUAUAGGAGCAAGACGAAUCAACUGAUGAUUAAUUACAAAAUCAUAGAUUUUAAACAUUCUGAUAAGCCUUAGUGUAAUUAAAAAAUAUCAUUCCAGAGCCCUUAAGUGGCUUAAUCUACAGAAACCAUGCUAUCCUUUAUAAAAAAAGUUAGAAUUCAAGGCAAAAAUUAACUUCAUUUGAGCAUCUGCACCUAAUUUAAGAAUCAAACAUAUAUAUAAAAAGUAGUCCAUGAAUUUGGAGAGACUUUAAUCAUUAAAUAAAAAUAAUAAUAUUUUAAGCAAUCUGAUGUUCAUUACAUAUAGAGUAUCUCAAACAAAAGCAAAGAGAGUAAGGUAUGGACUAAAUGAACAAAUAGAAUGUAUCCUAUAAACUAUGAAUUUUAUUCUGUUUUAAAAUAUAUCAACAAUUUCGGUAAAA
This is a messenger RNA of Paramecium tetraurelia, 958 nucleotides long. RefSeq lists its product as uncharacterized. NCBI's taxonomy places the organism in Eukaryota, Ciliophora, Oligohymenophorea, Peniculida, Parameciidae. The record is from RefSeq and is a predicted model, not a curated record. The transcript has a single exon.